AUGGCACCAGAUCUAAACUCAGUACCUAUAUCUACAAGACCUCAGGAGGUUGUAGCAUCUCCACGUCUUACAUCUCGUACUCCUUCCCGACGCACUUCUCAAGCAAUGGCUUCCCCAAAUAAUCUGUCGACUUCCUCCUUAAAUAUUCUUCCUUCAAACCAAAGUGCUGUCACUGCAGCUUCACCUCCUUUGAUGUCGCCUUCCAAUAAUAUUUUGACAUCUGCAACUGGCACGAUUCCUUCAGGAGAUAAUACCGGUGUAGGAAUGGGACCUGGACCGUUAAGACACCCAAAGCCUUUGACGGCUGCCGAUUUACAUCUACAACUGGAGAAAGAACAAGAAGCUGUCGUAAAUCGAUUAACCCGCGAACUGAGUAUGCUUCGUGCUGCUCAAAAUGCCUCUGUCGUCUCAAAUGCCUCGUCCACUUCCGCAGGUCAUCCAGAUGGGUUAGAUAAUUCAAACCAUCUCCUAUCCGGACCCAAUCACCCCAUUCCUUCGCAUCGUCGCCAUCACCGCACAUCUUCCAGCACCUCUACUCGAAGCAUUACUGCCACAGCAGGUAGUAUCAGCACGACCAGUGGAAUCGCUGCCCCUGCCGCUCGACGCGUCGAUUCACUACCCCAAGCUAUCUCCCUCAGCCGCCAAAACUCCACAACUGGUGUUCACAGAUCCGGAGCCAGUAGUCCUGCACCAUUGAGCGGUAGUUAUGGACAUGCAGAUCAGUUCUCGCAUUUCUAUCACCAACAACGACCUAGUAUGCUACCACAUCGUGAUUAUUCAUCGGGCAAUGUACCAACAAUGGGUAGUACUGCGGGUGAAGUUGGCAGUGCGACAAGCGUGCCAACAACAGCAAGAUAUGAGGAGGCAGCCCUUCAAAGACAGGAAUUAGAAAAUGUAAAGAGAGAGAAUGAGGCGUUAAAGAAGAGGAUUAGGGAGUUGGAGAGGACGAUAAGGGAUAGAAGACAGAGCGAUGAAAGUUUGAACAGACCAAGAAGUGAAAGUGUCAGUACGUCGGCUAGUGUGAGCAUUGGAAGAGGUAGGGAUAGCUUAAGGAGUAAGGAUGUGGAGGAAGAUGAGAGCGUUAGGGUUGGGGAGAGUGCUAGAAGUGGUGGCUUGAGAUGA
Molecule: messenger RNA, 1122 nt
Organism: Botrytis fragariae
Lineage: Eukaryota; Fungi; Ascomycota; Leotiomycetes; Helotiales; Sclerotiniaceae
Exons: 2
Coding region: 1-1122 (373 amino acids)
Source: RefSeq, a predicted model, not a curated record